Messenger RNA from Fragaria vesca subsp. vesca, 1854 nucleotides. RefSeq names its product omega-3 fatty acid desaturase, chloroplastic-like. The coding region runs from base 272 to 1570 and encodes 432 amino acids. NCBI's taxonomy places the organism in Eukaryota, Viridiplantae, Streptophyta, Magnoliopsida, Rosales, Rosaceae. Gene Ontology annotation, biological process: lipid metabolic process. The record is from RefSeq and is a predicted model, not a curated record. The transcript has 8 exons. Gene Ontology annotation, molecular function: oxidoreductase activity, acting on paired donors, with oxidation of a pair of donors resulting in the reduction of molecular oxygen to two molecules of water.
ACGCGCAUGAAGUUCCAUAUAUAAACAGCUCAAACUCUGAAGCAAAGUGUUAAAAGUAGUAGAGAUAUAAUAGAGAGGACAAGCAACAAGAAGCACAAGUUGUGUUGGAAGUGGAGGAGAGAAGCCCUUGUGUUAUCUUCUUACUUUUCUAACAUACCUAUUGCUCACAUUGCUCCACGUUCAUCCAUAUUACUUCAUUAAAGCCUGAGGCACCCAAAAGAUCAAAUCUUUAGGGGCUUGCUGCAUCUGGGUGUCUCUCUCUAUCUCUCCAAUGGCGAGUUGGGUCAUCUCAGAAUGUGGCCUCAAGCCUCUCCCUAGAGUCUACCCUCAAACCAGAAAUGGCCUCACCUCAAAACCCAUUAGGCCAUUGCAACUCAAAAACAAGAGCCUUGGUUCUUCUUUGAGGGUGUCAAAUGGGUUUAGAGGGCAGAGUUGGGCGCUCAAUGUGAGUGCUCCAUUGAAUGUGGUGACUCUUGGGGAAGAUAGGGUUGAUCAAGAUGGUGGGGAGUUUGACCCUGGUGCAGCUCCUCCGUUUAAUUUGGGUGAUAUUCGGGCAGCAAUUCCAAAGCAUUGUUGGGUUAAGAAUCCUUGGAAGUCUAUGAGUUAUGUUGUGAGGGAUGUGGCUGUGGUUUUUGGCUUGGCGGCUGUGGCGGCUUACUUUAACAAUUGGGCUGUUUGGCCUCUUUACUGGUUUGCUCAGAGCACCAUGUUCUGGGCUCUCUUUGUUCUUGGCCAUGAUUGUGGUCAUGGAAGCUUCUCUAAUAACCCAAAGCUGAAUAGUGUGGUGGGUCAUCUUCUUCAUUCUUCAAUCCUUGUCCCAUACCAUGGAUGGAGAAUAAGUCACAGAACUCAUCAUCAGAACCAUGGUCAUGUCGAAAAUGAUGAGUCUUGGCAUCCGUUAACUGAGAAAACCUUCAAAAGUUUGGAUAAGGUUACUCAGAUAUUGAGGUUCGCCUUGCCUUUCCCUAUGCUUGCUUACCCCUUUUAUCUGUGGCUUAGAAGUCCAGGAAAGAAAGGUUCUCAUUAUAAUCCGAGCAGCGACUUGUUUCUUCCAACUGAAAGGAAAGAUAUUAUCACCUCCACUACCUGUUGGACUGCAAUGGUUGCCCUGCUUAUUGGUCUGAACUUUGUAAUGGGUCCAAUGCAAAUGCUUAAGCUUUAUGGAAUUCCAUACUGGGGGUUUGUCGUAUGGUUGGACUUAGUGACUUACUUACAUCACCAUGGCCAUGAAGACAAGCUUCCAUGGUAUCGUGGAAAGGAAUGGAGUUAUCUAAGAGGAGGGCUAACAACCCUUGAUCGUGACUAUGGACUGUUCAAUAACAUUCAUCAUGAUAUUGGUACCCAUGUCAUACAUCACCUAUUCCCUCAAAUCCCACACUACAACUUAGUAGAAGCAACCGAGGCAGCUAAGCCGGUGUUUGGGAAGUACUACAGGGAGCCAAAGAAAUCUGGGCCUCUCCCAUUCCAUUUAUUGGGAGUCCUUGUAAAAAGCUUCAAGAAAGAUCACUAUGUAAGUGAUACUGGGGAUGUUGUAUAUUAUCAAACUGAUAAGAAAAUCUCCGGAUCUUAGGAUCUAGGAUAUGGAGUUGUGAAGUUUUCAGGGUACAACAAUUGAAGGGUAGCAAGCUUUACAUUCUUUCUCCAACUUUGAACUACUUACUACUGUCAUGGGCAGCCAUUCUGCCCACGCAUACAUUGUAAUUGUAUCAAGACGAGAGGUACUUGGCAUAGAUGAUUUGCAGGCUCUUAAAUUGUAAUAGAGGGGCAUAUAUGUAGUGUACUAUAUAUUGAUUUGUGAAGGAAAUAACUUUCUUUUAUUUGACACAUCUCAGAGUACCAACACCAACUGAAAUA